AUGGGCGAGAACGACGCGGCGCUCCGGGCCGGCGGCAGGGGGCUCUCAGGCCCGUGGGCGGACUCCGCGGGGGUGCGGCCCCGCACCUCCGAGCGCCACAUCACGGUGCACAAGCGGCUGGUGCUGGCCUUCGCUGUGUCCAUCGUGGCGCUGCUCGCGGUCACCAUGCUCGCCGUGCUCCUCAGCCUGCGCUUCGACGAGUGUGGGGCGAGCGUGCCGUCCGGCGCCGACGGCGGCCCGGCCGGCUUCCCGGCGCGCGGCGGCAACGAGAGCCUUCCGGGCUCGGCCCGACGGAACCAGCACGCCGGCGGGGACUCCUCGCAGCCCGGGGCAGGCGCGGAGGCCACCUCUGAGACCCCGUCCGCCCAGCCGCCGUCUGGGGAGGAGCGCGAGCCGGGGCAGCCGUGGACGCAGCUGCGCCUGUCCGGCCACCUCAAGCCGCUGCACUACAAUCUGAUGCUCACCGCCUUCAUGGAGAACUUCACCUUCUCCGGGGAGGUCAACGUGGAGAUCGCGUGCCGGAACGCCACUCGCUACGUCGUGCUGCACGCCUCCCGGGUGGCGGUCGAGAAGGUGCAGGUGGCCGAGGACCGGGUGGCCGGGGCGGUCCCGGUGGCCGGCUUUUUCCUCUACCCACAAACCCAGGUCCUGGUGGUGGUGCUGAAUAGGACUCUGGACGCGCAGAGGAAUUACAAUCUGAAGAUCAUCUACAACGCCCUGAUCGAGAACGAGCUCUUGGGCUUCUUCCGCAGCUCCUACGUGCUCCACGGGGAGAGAAGAUUCCUUGGUGUUACUCAGUUUUCACCUACACAUGCCAGAAAGGCAUUUCCUUGUUUUGACGAGCCAAUCUACAAGGCUACUUUCAAAAUCAGCAUCAAGCAUCAAGCAAGCUAUUUAUCUUUAUCCAAUAUGCCAGUGGAAACUUCUGUGUUUGAGGAAGAUGGAUGGGUUACGGAUCACUUUUCACAGACCCCUCUCAUGUCCACAUACUAUUUAGCCUGGGCAAUUUGCAACUUCACAUACAGAGAAACUACCACCAAGAGUGGGGUUGUAGUACGCUUGUAUGCAAGACCCGAUGCUAUCAGAAGAGGAUCCGGGGACUAUGCGCUCCAUAUAGCAAAGAGAUUAAUAGAGUUUUAUGAAGACUACUUUAAAGUGCCCUAUUCCUUGCCAAAACUAGAUCUUUUAGCUGUGCCUAAGCAUCCAUACGCUGCUAUGGAGAACUGGGGACUGAGUAUUUUUGUGGAACAAAGGAUACUUCUGGAUCCCAGUGUGUCGUCUAUUUCUUAUUUGCUGGAUGUCACCAUGGUCAUUGUUCAUGAGAUAUGUCACCAGUGGUUUGGUGACCUCGUGACCCCCGUGUGGUGGGAAGACGUGUGGCUGAAGGAAGGCUUUGCUCACUACUUUGAGUUCGUUGGUACAGACUACCUCUAUCCUGGCUGGAACAUGGAAAAACAGAGGUUUCUGACGGAUGUUCUACAUGAAGUGAUGCUGCUUGACGGCUUAGCCAGUUCCCAUCCAGUAUCACAGGAAGUGCUGCGGGCAACAGAUAUUGACAGGGUGUUUGACUGGAUCGCAUAUAAAAAGGGUGCUGCUUUAAUUAGAAUGCUGGCUAAUUUUAUGGGCCAUUCAGUAUUUCAAAAGGGUUUGCAAGAUUACUUAACUAUUCAUAAGUAUGGCAAUGCAGCCAGGAAUGAUCUCUGGAAUACACUAUCAGAGGCUUUAAAAAGGAAUGGAAAAUACGUAAAUAUACAAGAAGUAAUGGAUCAGUGGACUCUCCAGAUGGGUUAUCCCGUUAUCACCAUCUUGGGAAAUACAACAACUGAAAAUAGAAUAAUAAUUACCCAGCAGCAUUUUAUUUAUGAUAUCAAUGCUAAAACUAAAGCACAUGAACCUCAAAAUAACAGUUACCUGUGGCAGAUUCCAUUAACUAUUGUGGUAGGAAAUAGAAGCCAUGUGUCUUCAGAAGCAAUUAUUUGGGUGUCUAACAAAUCAGAACACCAUAGGAUAACUUUGGACAAAGGAAGCUGGUUGCUGGGGAACAUCAAUCAAACUGGCUAUUUUAGAGUCAACUAUGAUUUAAGGAACUGGAGAUUAUUAAUUGAUCAAUUAAUCAGGAAUCAUGAGCUUCUCUCUGUCAGCAACCGAGCAGGUUUGAUCGACGAUGCCUUCAGCCUAGCCAGAGCUGGGUAUUUGCCUCAGAAUAUUCCCCUGGAGAUUAUCAGAUACCUGUCUGAGGAAAAGGAUUUUCUUCCUUGGCAUGCUACCAGCAGAGCUCUUUAUCCUCUAGAUAAAUUACUGGACCGCAUGGAGAAAUACAACGUCUUCAAUGAAUAUAUUUUAAAGCAAGUUGCAACAACAUACAUCAAGCUUGGUUGGCCAAAAAACAAUUUUAAUGGAUCUCUUGUCCAAGCGUCCUACCAACAUGAAGAACUACGUAGAGAAGUUAUAAUGCUGGCAUGUAGUUUUGGCAACAAACACUGUCACCAACAAGCAUCAACACUUAUUUCAGAUUGGAUUUCCAGCAAUAGGAACAGAAUACCACUAAAUGUUAGAGACAUCGUCUACUGUACAGGAGUUUCACUACUGGAUGAGGAUGUCUGGGAAUUCAUAUGGAUGAAAUUCCACUCUACCACGGCCAUUUCUGAAAAGAAAAUAUUAUUGGAAGCCUUAACUUGCAGUGAUGACAGGAAUUUAUUAAAUAGGCUUCUAAAUCUAUCACUGAAUUCUGAGGUGGUUCUGGAUCAAGAUGCAAUUGAUGUGAUAAUCCAUGUAGCUCGAAAUCCACAUGGCCGAGACCUUGCCUGGAAGUUUUUUAGAGAUAAAUGGAAGAUAUUAAAUACCAGGUAUGGAGAAGCAUUAUUUAUGAAUUCCAAACUUAUCAGUGGUGUUACAGAAUUUCUUAAUACUGAAGGUGAACUGAAAGAGCUAAAAAACUUCAUGAAGAGCUAUGACGGAGUAGCUGCUGCCUCUUUCUCAAGAGCUGUGGAAACUGUUGAAGCCAAUGUACGCUGGAAAAUGCUUUAUCAGGAUGAGCUUUUCCAGUGGUUAGGAAAAGCUCUGAGACAUUAA
Molecule: messenger RNA, 3072 nt
Organism: Rangifer tarandus platyrhynchus (Svalbard reindeer)
Lineage: Eukaryota; Metazoa; Chordata; Mammalia; Artiodactyla; Cervidae
Source: the annotation of a GenBank genome assembly